Molecule: messenger RNA, 1513 nt
Organism: Ipomoea triloba (trilobed morning glory)
Lineage: Eukaryota; Viridiplantae; Streptophyta; Magnoliopsida; Solanales; Convolvulaceae
Product: rhomboid-like protein 19
Exons: 8
Coding region: 286-1218 (310 amino acids)
Biological process (GO): retrograde vesicle-mediated transport, Golgi to endoplasmic reticulum
Cellular component (GO): membrane; Golgi apparatus
Source: RefSeq, a predicted model, not a curated record
UCACGUUUGUUUUCCCGUCACCUUCACACUCACACUCACGAUCUCCAACACGACAACGCUUGCUCACAAAUUCCGUACUGCAAUGGCUUUCAUCUUGUCUUGAAGCUCAGUUUAUAGUAUCCGCUUUCACUAUAAACACUACUCUAAACAUACACUCGUCUGAUAAUCACCGGAUCGCGCGCAUUUCAUCAGGUACAAUACGCAGCGAGCGCGGGCAAAUUGUUUUCUGUUUAUUGUCGGCAGAUCUGGAACGCGUUGUGUGUAGGUAGGUACAUUUUGAGCAAGAUGAGCAGUGGCAAUACGGAUACGGGUUUCACGCGGCUGUGCAAGGGGAUGGCGGUGGUGCUUGUCGGUGGCUAUACUGUUGUUCAGAUUGUCCCCUCUGCUCUCUCCUAUCUUGCACUUAUCCCUGCUAAGACAAUUCCCUUUGCAUGGAAUCUUAUAACAGCUGGUUAUGUUGAGCAGUCCAUAUAUGGGGUGGUUGUCAGCACUGUUGGUCUACUUUUCAUUGGAAAGAUGCUUCAACCAAUUUGGGGUGCUAAGGAAUUUCUGAUGUUUAUCUUCAUUGUCAACUUUUUGACUGCUGUUUGUGUUUUCAUCACUGCUAUCUCAUUUUACUACAUAACGAGAGAGGAAAGCUACCUUUAUCUGCCUAUUUCCGGCUUCCAAGGGGUCCUUUAUGGUCUCUUAGUUGGUGUCAAGCAAAUCAUGCCUGACCAAGAGUUGCCUUUCUUGAAACUAAGAGCAAAGUGGCUGCCUACUCUUGCACUGCUGGUGUCUAUUGCUAUAAGUUUCUUCACAGUGGAUUCACUAUCGUACCUUCCUACUUUAGUAUUUGGCACAUAUAUAGGAUGGAUUUACCUCAGAUACUGGCAAAGGAAACCAGAAACGAAACUCAAGGGCGAUCCAAGUGAUGAAUUUGCAUUCUCCACAUUUUUUCCUGAAUUUCUGAGACCUGUGAUUGAUCCCAUCGCUGCUAUAUUUGAUCGAAUGCUGUGUGGUAAAAGAUCUGAGGCUUCAAAUGAAGAGACAGGCUAUAAUCUGGGAGUUGCCACAUUAUUGCCUGGUUCUGACCCCAUUGAAGCAUCUAGGAGGAGGGAAAGAGGUGCGAGGGCACUGGAAGAAAGAUUGGCAGCUGAGGGGCUGCUGGGUGCUGGAGCUAAGGCCGAAGAGUCACAGCGAGAUAAUGUUGCAAUAUUGGUAUCAGAUAAUGUUUAGAUGUUGGCUUGCCUGCGAAAUGCAAAGCUUUAUUACAUACCUGCAAAUCAAGAUAUCCAAGAAUAUCUGUCCGCAAGAGACCAUACUCUAUACAUUUUUGGCAGCUAAGUCUUUAGAUUCUUGACAGAAAGAAGUUUUGUUGCAUGCAUGUUCAUUGUGGUCCCUCUGUUGGGUUGGGUAUAGUAGCUUUUGUCUUGCAGUUUUCUGUUUUUUGUUCAUUCAAGAUGCAUGAACGCUGUUGAAAGCUCUGUUCUUUGAAUCUUUAAUUUGUAGAUAAUUAUUAGCUCUUCUGAAA